Molecule: messenger RNA, 5004 nt
Organism: Tyto alba (common barn owl)
Lineage: Eukaryota; Metazoa; Chordata; Aves; Strigiformes; Tytonidae
Gene: OTUD7B
Product: OTU deubiquitinase 7B
Exons: 19
Coding region: 778-3465 (895 amino acids)
Biological process (GO): protein K63-linked deubiquitination; protein K11-linked deubiquitination; protein deubiquitination involved in ubiquitin-dependent protein catabolic process
Cellular component (GO): cytoplasm; nucleus
Molecular function (GO): DNA binding; cysteine-type deubiquitinase activity; zinc ion binding
Source: RefSeq, a predicted model, not a curated record
AGCCCAGCCCCGCCCACCGCCCCGCCCGCGGCCCCACAGGCUGUGGGGAGUUGUGGGGCGCGGGGCCGUGAGCCGGGCACGGACCCCGAUGCCCCCCGGGAAGCCCUGCACCCACCCCCUGCACCCCCUUACAACCCUCCCCCCAGCUCUCCCCAGCUCUCGCCAGGGGCCUGAGGGGGGCCCGAGCGGAGGAAGAGAAGUGGAAGUGUCCUGGGAGGGCACCUUCCCGCCAUGUCUGUACUUGAAGAAGAAGGUUGAUCCCUCCCUUCAGCACUUUGCUGUCCGUCUUGUUUUCCAGCAAGGUCCAGGAAAUUGAUGCUUUGAGGACAGAAAAUAGGAAGCUAAAAACGAGGGAAACGCUUGCUGGGAUGAGAAGUGCAAGACUGUGUAAACUCCAAAGUGGACUUCCUAACCCUUGUAAAAAAUAUCUCGCUUUUUACAAUUGCUUCUAAAAUGAACAGUACAAAGAUUUGAAGCAUCUGGGCAGCCCAGAUAAGAGAACACCAAGGAAACAGACCAAACAGAGGAGGACUGCUGCAACUCAGACAGGUGAAGAAAGCUUGAGAGAAAGGUGGCCGAGGCAGUCUGCAUCUCCUGGGACAUCACACGCUACCACGUAACAAAAGUCCUCGUCUCUGCAACCUUUGAUUCACAUCCCAUCCUGGCUCGCACCUUUAAAAUGGUUCUACGUCAUUCUCAAGAUUGAUGCCGAGGUGCUGAUCCGGGCGCCGCCGACCCCAGCUGCCGGGAGGAAUCCAUGAGCGCACGGCCUCGGCUAUGGACAUCGUCCUGUCGGAUUUUGUUCGCUCGACGGGGGCAGAGCCGGGACUGGCCAGAGAUCUCCUCGAAGGCAAGAACUGGGAUCUGAGCGCAGCCCUGAGUGACUUUGAACAGCUCAGGCAAGUGCACGCCGGCAACCUACCCCAUUCCUUCAACGAGGGACGCAGCUAUAAACCCCCGGAGAAAGAGGCAGCCCGUCCCGGGCGACCGCCGCUCCAGCGGCAGGAUGAUAUCGUGCAAGAAAAACGCCUGUCUCGAGGCAUUUCCCACGCCAGCUCCACCAUCGUCUCCCUGGCCCGGUCCCACGUCUCCAGCAACGGCAGCAGCGAACAUCUGCUGGAGAUGCCCAUCUGCACCUUCCAGCUGCCCGACCUCACCGUGUACGCCGAGGACUUCCGCAGCUUCAUCGAGCGAGACCUCAUCGAGCAGUCGAUGCUGGUGGCACUGGAGCAGGCUGGUCGUCUGAAUUGGUGGGCGAACGUGGACCCCAGCUGCCAAAGGCUGCUGCCCCUGGCCACCACCGGCGAUGGGAACUGCCUGCUCCACGCCGCCUCCCUGGGUAUGUGGGGGUUCCACGACAGAGAUCUCAUGCUUCGCAAAUCCCUUUACACCUUGAUGGAUAAAGGGAUGGAAAGGGAAGCCCUGAAGCGGAGGUGGCGUUGGCAGCAAACGCAGCAGAACAAGGAGUCUGGUCUUGUUUACACCGAAGAGGAGUGGCAGAAGGAGUGGAACGAGCUGAUCAAGCUGGCAUCCAGCGAGCCUCGCGUGCACUACGGCACCAAUGGCAGCGGCUGCGGGGGUGUCGAAAGCUCUGAAGAGCCGGUGUACGAGAGCCUGGAGGAGUUCCACGUUUUUGUCCUUGCCCACGUGUUGAAGAGACCCAUCGUAGUGGUGGCAGACACGAUGCUGCGGGACUCGGGGGGAGAAGCCUUUGCCCCAAUUCCCUUUGGAGGGAUCUAUCUUCCUCUGGAAGUCCCAGCCAACAAAUGCCAUCGUUCUCCGUUGGUACUGGCUUAUGACCAAGCCCAUUUUUCUGCCCUGGUAUCCAUGGAGCAGAAGGAACCCACAAAAGACCAAGCUGUGAUCCCCCUGACGGACUCCGAGCACAAGCUGCUGCCCGUGCACUUCGCCGUGGAUCCCGGGAAGGAGUGGCAGUGGGGGAAAGACGACGGUGACAACGUCAAGCUGGCCAGUGUGACGUUAUCGCUGGAAGCAAAGCUGCACUUGCUGCACAGCUACAUGAAUGUUAAAUGGAUCACGUUGCCUUGUGACAUGCAGGCGCCUUUGGCCCAGCCGGAAUCUCCCACGGCCUCGGCGGGCGACGAUGCUCGUUCAGCGGCCGAGUCGGGAGAGUCGGACAAGGAGUCGGUCUGCAGCAGCUCAGCAAGCAACGGCGGCAGCAGGGGUUGCAAGGACAAAGAGAAACCAAAGAAAGACCGAGAAAAGGACAAGGAAAAAGACAAAAAACGGGCGGACUCGGUUGCUAAUAAGCUGGGCAGCUUCGGCAAGACUUUGGGAAGUAAGCUGAAAAAGAACAUGGGUGGUUUGAUGCACAGCAAAACCAUCAAGGGCGGGGUGAGCAACGGGCAGGGAGAUACCUUGGAGAAGAAGAAGAAAGGAUCCUUGAAGUCAAGGAAAGGCAGCAAAGAGGAAUCUUCCCAAGGAGACUUGUCGGCUCCUGUGGAGAAAACCUGCCCGGGUAAAGCAGCCCCCGAAAAGCCGACGGACCCCUACAAGUACAGCAACGACGUCAGGCUGAGCCUGAGCAUCCUCCGGGCUGCCAUGCAGGGAGAGCGCAAGUUCAUCUUCGCCGGCCACCUCAAGACCAGCACCCGGCACCAGUACCAGGAGGAGAUGAUCCAGCGGUACCUCCUGGAUGCCGAGGAGCGCUUCGCGGCCGAGCAGAAGCAAAAGGAGGCGGAGAAGAAGGCGCUGGGGAGCGCGGCCCCCGCCAGGAAGCUGGAGCCGGAGGCCAACACCCACAAGGGCGAGGAGGUGCUGCUCAACCCCGCGUACCACCCGCCCGCCCCCGCGUACACCAUCCAGACCCCGGAUCUGGCCGUCGGCGCUAAAAUAGCAGCUUUUCCCACGGGUUAUUCGGGCGUUUUCACUUUUCCCAGACCUUCCGUGGUGGGUAGCGCGGAAGGGUCGCGUCCCCCCGGCUCUCAAGACAGCAGGCGGCAGGUAGCGGGCGGUCCCUGCGGCAGCAGCCUCCCACCCUACGCCACCUUACCCAGGCACUGCGCCCAGGCGCGGCCGAGCCCCUCCCCGACCGGCCCUUCCCACCCGGGGAGGUUCUCCCCCACGGACACGGACCUCCAUCCCACCCACCCGUCGGAGGGCGAGGGCUCGGCCCGCCUCCCCCCGCACAGCAACGGCUACCGGGAAUACCUGGAGCAGGACAGCUGGCAGAAAGACCCGCCGGCGGACAGAGGCAAAAGCCGAGCGCUUUACAGCGUGCAGCAGACCAAAUGCAAGCAGCCGAACUGCAGCUUUUACGGGCACCCAGAAACGGGGAAUUUCUGCUCUUGCUGUUACAAGGAGGAGCUGAAGCGCAAGGAGCGGGAGGCUCUGGUGCACAGAAGUACUGUGCAAAAAACCGUUCCGUUCGCUGGGACGGUGGGACCCGACUUAGUAAGAAUCGCGCCGAGAAACGAGGUCAGUGUCUCCCCCCCCCAGCAAUAACCGUCGGCGUGGGGAUGUAGAGAGGACACCGAGCAUCCCCCGGCGCCGGGAGGUAAAUGCGCCGCGGGCUGCCGGGCGCUCGCAGCCCCCCGGGGACACGCGAACCCGCGAUAACGAUUUCUACUUGAGCAAGCACUACCUCUGUUCUGCUGAAUCGAAUUAACUCGGCUCCAUUUUGCUGAGCCACGUAACUGACCUUAGGCUGAGGAAUCUUAAACGAUAUUUUUUGAUAAUAGGGCUGAAGAGCGAAACGGUAAAGAGGAAAAAAAAAAAAAAAAAAAAAAAAAAAAAAGGGACCCGUAACCAACUUACACCCUCGCUGUGCUCCACUAUGUUCCCUCCUCCCCCCCCGGCCCAGCCCCUGCGGCGCAGGACGGACCGUUCGCUCCCCGUCACGUCUUGCAGGGUGGGUUUAACUUUAGCACUGCAAUGUUUGCACAGAUUUUUUUUUUUUUUUUUUUUACAUUGUUUGGUUUGGUUUUGUAACCACAGCUCCCAAACCGGGCUCGGUCCUGUAUAGAGCAAGGGUUCAGCGUUUUACCACACGAAAAAUAAAACAUGAAUCACACCGAUCAUUCAAAUUACAACAUUCCCUCAUUAUUAUUUUUUUUUUUUUGCUUUGUUUUUCAGAAAGCACCAAACUAUGCAAUCCCCCUCCCGUGCUGAUCCUGCCCGCUGCCCUUCCCGAGGAGAAGGGACGAGAGAACCGGGCAGAGGAGGUGAAAGUGUACUUAACACUGGAGAAUCACCUGAAGCCUUAUUCUUACAAAUACCCUAAGGCUUGGUUCUAACCUACAAGUUUUACCAGUUUAAUAGAUCGAUAGAUACCUGAAACCCCACAAAUUAAGGCCUUUUCUAGAGGGGGUGGCUGCACAGGAUCCUAACGCUCUGGGUCAGGCCCUCGAAGCCGUUUGCCAACACCGUCAGUACCCGGCGAUGGUUUCGCUCCCGUUUAAGUUUUUUCUCUGGUUUUAUUAAACCGCCGAGCGCAGUUAAGCCUCGCCCGGCCGGGAAAGGGCUUUAAAAGACGGUCGCUGCAAGCCGGGGGUCAGCACCCGCUCCCCCAGAUUAAAUGCCAGACAGCAAAUCUUUCCCUCAAAUUGCAGUAAUUCUGCUUUAUUUUAACCCAAGGGGGUGGGGGGGGGGGGAGAAUAUCCAGCGCUGGUCCCGCGCCACAAGCUCUCGCCCCGGUUACCCUGCAGCCAUCUCUCGCUUCGCCCCAAAUAUUGAGCUGAAACGGUUUUAAAAAAGCAAAACAAAGCAAAAAAAAAAAAAAAAAAAAAAACCUGCCUCACUGAAUGGGGGUCACUUGGUUUAUAGAGGAGGUUUUGCCGUUUUAUUUUUCCGGUAAUCGGAGCGGCAGCUUGCUUUCGGGUGGGGGAGCAUCAAGCGAGAGGAGCGUGACAGAGUUGUGCGUAAUAACAUUUUAAGAGGGGGGGGAAGAAAAAAAAAAAAAAGGGAAAAAAAAGCAGGUAUCCCAUGUGUGCAUCCUCCUGAAAGAAAAUAAUCUCAAAUCCCAAAUUACCAGAGCUGCUGUCA